UAUGCCAGUGAACGAGCCAGACUUCAUUUCCGUGGUUUUGUUCUCCAGCGAGCAUAUCCACGUCUGGACGUAAAUGUUUCUGCCGGACUGAAUCAUUUACUGAAGAGUCCAUUUUCUGUGCAUCCGAAAACCGGCCUUAUUGCUGUUCCCCUGACACCAGAUCAGAUGCCCGAUGUGGAUCUUAAAAAAUUGCCUCGUAUAGACAAGCUUGUGCGGGAAACUUCAAAUAUGAACGGGAAUAACGAAACGAUGGAAAACGAUAAUACAGGAGGAACUAUAAAUUCUUCUCUGGCUCCGUAUAUUGCAACCUUCGAGCAAUUUGUGAACCAGUUGCUAAUUUAUGAAGAGUCAGAUCCAUCAUAG
Molecule: messenger RNA, 363 nt
Organism: Gongylonema pulchrum
Lineage: Eukaryota; Metazoa; Nematoda; Chromadorea; Rhabditida; Gongylonematidae
Source: the annotation of a GenBank genome assembly